Molecule: messenger RNA, 7651 nt
Organism: Closterium sp. NIES-67
Lineage: Eukaryota; Viridiplantae; Streptophyta; Zygnematophyceae; Desmidiales; Closteriaceae
Source: the annotation of a GenBank genome assembly
GUUCCUCGCAAAUCCGUCCGGCGCCUCGCUUCUAGCAGCAACCUUAUUACGCUACAUAGUAGCGGCAUAUAACUGAACGUGCGAGGAUCACCUCCGCUCCAAUUUCAUUUUCCUGAUGUCUUUAAGUCGUCGUCUGUUGUGGGUCGGUUCGUUAAUCGGUAGCAUAGCGCCACUCUAACCGCCAGCGUCCGCGUUCAUCAGUGCUGGCCCGACAUUGCGUGCUCUUCGGCUCGAGCGGUCAGUAAGAACCGUCUACAAGCGUCCGUAAGAACCGUCUAAAAACGUCAGUAGAACCGUCUAGAAACGCCAGUAAGAACCGUCUAGAAGCGUCUAGAAUCGUCUGCGACAUGGCAGCGGCGAAGGCAAUCGCUAGUCGUCCGGCGUUUAAAGCCGGCUCCGACGGCGGAUUCGAGGGGAGCUGCGGUCUUAGCUCCGCGGAUCGCGCGGCGAAGGCGGGGAAUCGCGCGCAGCUGGCGGCGGUGUUCCGCGCGUACGGCCGCUUGCGUGGAGCGCUGCAGCGGCGGAGAGGCGAUGGCGGGGAGCCGGUUGUGGAUAAAGACAUCCAGGCGGCGUUCUUUGCCAUGCUGGACGCGGCUCAGGGCUGUAUCAGUGUACGAAGGGUCGCAGCGGGGCUGAUCCCCCGCUACGCGCGCUUCUGCCCCUCGGGAUUGCCGGACGCAGCGCAGACGCUCAUGCAGCUGGCGGACUGGUUUGUACGGGGCGAAGAGCCGGAUUCGGCAGCUGUGGCUGCCUGUGCGCUGGUUGGCUCAGGAGAUCAGGGGGUUGAGGCAUCAGUGCCUGGAUCUGAUCCCACGGGGGCAAAGGAGGCCGCUGCCAUCACCACCACCACCACCGCCACUGCCAUCACCACCACCACCGUCGCUGCCAUCACCACCACCAAAUCCACUUCCGCCACCAAAGCAGCAUGCAGGCGGGAUCUAGGUCCCCCUGCUGACGACACCAAGGUGAUCAUGGCGACGGUGCGGUCGGCGUUUCUCGGCCUGGCGUCCAUCUUGGCUGUAGCGGCGGCAGCAGCGUCCGCUACAGCCCCCUCCUCCCGCACUUCCGCCCCCACCUACCUCUCCUCUGCUGUCUCUCGGGACGUGGCCCGCUUCCUCCUGUCUCACUUGCAUCCCGACUGCACGCUGCCCCUGCCUCCUUUUUAUGACCCCGACUCAGCAGCUGCAGCUGCUGUUGCUGCUGGUGAUGGCGCUGGUGAUACUGGUGGUGCGGGUGGUAGUGAUGGUGGUGCAGGUGAGCUCAAUGCCCCUUCCUUGAUUACCGAUCUAAGCGCCCGUUUUGCAACAGCAGAUGGGGUGGCAGCAGCAGCAUCAUCAUCAGCAGCAGCAGCAGCAGCAGCAGCAGCAGCAGCAGCAGCAGCAGCAGCAGCAGCAGCAGAUGGUAAACGGGGAGUUUCCCCUGAAUCUGGCACUUCUUACGAUGCUGAUAAGCACAGGAACAGCAGCAGCAGCAGCACAGCAGUAGGGUUACCACCAGACCCAGGCUCGGACGGAGGCCUGGAGCUGACCUCAGGCCCGGAGCUAGCCUCGGUAAAGCAGAUCGUGGCAGCGGCAGUGGUUCGGGCGAUGCAGCUACAGCCGGAAGCGAUGCUUGGGGCGGCGAUAGAGCAGGCACGGACGGGGGGAAGCGGAGGGGUGGGGAGGAGUGGUGAGGGGCAGAGAGGCAAACAGGCGAUCUCUUUUCUGCUACAGGUGACUGCCCCUCGGGAGGUUGCGGGUUUAACUGGGGAGGGGGAAUCUGAGGGUAUGGAGGGUAGGAAGGCAAAGAGGGUUAAAGUAGGUGAGGAGGAGAGGAGGGGGGAGGAGGGAGGAGCGGAUGGAGGGGUGGAAGGGAGAGCAGGGGACGAGAGGGAAGAGGAGGAGGAGGGGGAAAGGGACAAGGGGAUGGCUGCCGGUGUAAAUGAAAAGGACGUCGGUCCUGGUGUUGGAAAGGGGGGCGGAAAUGGUGGGGACAGCGAUUCGAACAAGAAAGAGGAGGGAGCGAAGGACGAGGACGAGGGCGAGGAGGAGGCAGAGCGGGUGGGAAACGCGGAGGGGGAGAAAACGAAGGAUGGCUUUAGGGAGGAGAAGGAAGGUGGGAGGGAGAGGAGGGAGGAAUCGGAGCGGGGAGAGGAAUCCAGCGAGAGGGAGAGCGCUAGGAGCAAGCGGAAGAGGGCGAGGGAGCAGUCCAGCAUGGCCUUUCAGGCUCUGGAGGGACGUCCGGAGUCGCUCCGGUGGCUCGCUGCGGUGCUGCAGCAGGUUCGGCGAAGUGGCUCGGCGGCCAUAGACUCCCUGGGGGACUCCUGGUACUCUCUCCAGUCGCUGCUGGCUUCCCUAAGGGACGCUUCUGCUGCCUCUGCUGCGGCGGCUGCUGCUACUGCUAUGGCUGGUGCCGCUUCUGCUGGUGGUGCUGCUGGUGCUGGUGGUGGUGUUAAAACUGGUGCUGGUGGUGGGGUUGGUGACAGGGGCGAGGGAGAGAGGGACGAGAGGGGCGGAGGGGGGAAGGACCAGCAACAGAGGGAAGCCGAGAGGGUUGGGGCGACAGGAGGAGCAGGAGUGGCAGCUGGUGCUGGUGCUGGUUCAGGUGCUGGUUCAGGUGUAUCUGGGUGGUCGUGGGAUGGGGAGGUGUUUACGGUGACCCGGUUUCUAGAGCUCACUUUCUGCUCCGAGGCGGGGACGCCUCUCCCGGUGGAAGGCUUAUCUGGGGAAGGCCAUCGGACGGUGCUGCGAUCACUCUUCGAGAAAUUCGGCCCGGUGGAUGACGUGUGGAUUGUGGGCGGAGGGGGCGGAGGGGGAGGAGGGGGAGGAGGGGGGGGAGGCAGGGACAUUGGUGGGCCGGUGCAUGUGACUGUAACGAUGGUGACUGUACGGGAGGCGGUGAGGGCGAGGGAGGGGUUGAACGGGGUGGUCCUUUGGGGGAGGAGGCUGCAAGUGCGCUUUGGGGAUGGGCCCGGGGGAGGUUUACCUGGGGGCGGGUUGGUGGCACGAGAGAGAGGAGAGACAGGAACAGAGGGGAGGGAGCGCGAUGGUGACCGGGAUAGCCAGCGAGAGGGGAGAGAUAGCCUUCGGGUGCUCGGGCUCAGAGACAGUGGAGGAGUGAGGCAGACUGGCUUCUCUCCGAGUCUCAUCAACUCUCCCCUGGGCUUGGUUGCUGGUGGCCGGAGAGGUUUGGGUCUCCCUAUAGGCGCUGCUGCUGCUGCGGCGGCGGCUGCUGCUGCUGCUGCUGCUGCUGCUGCAGGGAGGGGUUUAGGGUUAGGGUUUCUGGGGGCGCAUAUGGGGGGGUUUGCAGGGGUGGGGGUUGGUAUGGGGGGAGAGAGAGGGGUGGAGAUGGGGCGAGCAGGCACCCCUCCCCUUCCUCCUCCUCUUACUCCUGCUGCUGCUGCUGCUGCUGCUGCUGCUGCUGGUAGUGCUGGUGCUGCUGAAGCCUUGCCGCCCGCUUCUCGGCUGCACGUGUGGGUGGGCGGCGUGAACAGUGCCAGUGCGAAGGAGAGCCUGCUGCAGCGGCUGGCAUUCGCUGGCGUCCCGCCGCCCGCCCACGUGUCCGUCCUAGUCAGCGCCAGCGCGCUGCUCCUGGAAUUCAGGAGGCAGGAAGAUGCGAACAUGGCACUGAUGUUCUUAAAACGAGGGGUGGUGCCAGCAGCAGGGGGAGGGACAGGAGGGGCAGGAGGGGUAGGAGGAGAGGGGGAAGGUGGGGGGGAGAGUGGGUAUGUGCGUGGUGGGGCUUCGGAUGGUGGUGAUGGUGGGGGUGACAGUGGCAUAGGAGGUGCUUUCAGGAGGGGGGGGAGUAGGGAGAGAGGUUUUCCUCCAGCAACGACUCCUCCUCUGUCUGCCACAGCAGCAGGAGGUUCACCAUCGCCAUCGCCAUCACCAUCGCCAGCAGCAGCUGCUGGUGGCUUUGGGGGUUUUCCUGGCACUGCCAUUCAUUCUUCCGCUGCUGCUGCUGCGGCAGCUGCUUCAGCUGCUGCUGCCGCUGCUCUCUCCCCGUCUCUCCGCGGGUCAGCAUCCGCCACUCCCCCGUCAGCCGCCCCACCAGCAGCACGAGCAGCAGCAGCAGCAGCAGCAGCAGCAGCAACACCAGGCACACCAGCUGGAGUGGGGUUCACUCCUACCCACACAACAACCCAGCAGGCACUUGCAGCGGCUGUAGCAGCAGCAGCAGCCAACACCCCUGGGGCUCAGGCUGUAGCAGCGGCAGCAGCAGCCGCAUCAGGGAUGACUUCAGCACUGGUGAUGGGCGGCCCGUCUGCUGCCCGGCAUCUAUGGGUGGGGAAGAUCGAUCCGACGGUCCCCGAGCACGAGAUCUUGUCGGCCUUUGCGCAUGGUGGGGAAAGUGAUGGGGGUGGUGCAGGGGGAGCGGGAGGAGGAGCAGAAGGGGCGAGGGGUCAAUCUGGGGCUGCUCUCGUGUCGGCUUUCAUUGAUUUCCGAUCGGCAGAGUCUGCUAUUCUUGCUCGGUCCCGACUUAAUGGCGCGCGAUACGGCUCCUCCUGCAUGCAGGUGGAGUUCAAGCACGCAGCAUCGCGGGCAGCGUCCUCUCCCCAGCAGCCCGCCUCCUCCCUCUCCCACCUGCAGCACCUGCAAGCCCUCUCCUCUUCCCCCGCCGCCCGCCUCAUGCCCCUCGCCUUCCUCCCCCUCUCAGGCCUCCCCUCCCGCCUCCCCUUCACCCCUGGUGCCGCCCACAACCUCGCCGCCCACUCUGCUGCCGCCCAGUCCGCUGCCAGCCUCAGGUUCCUCCGAUCCAUGGGUGCAGGCCUGGGCGGAGGCUUGGGAGGAGGUUCGAUGCCAGGUUUGGGUUCCGGGCUGGGCUUGGGUGGAGGUGUGGCAGGGACAGGCGAGGGUGGAGCACGAGAGAGGGACCAAGAGGGGGGAGGAGGAACAGCAGCAGCAGGCGCGGCAGGCAUACCAGGAGUAGGAGGAUUGAGUACUGGCGGAAUGGGUUCAGGAAUGGGUGGGGGAGUGGGAGGCGGACUGGGCACAGGAAUGGGGACAGGAAUGGGGGCAGGAAUGGGGACAGGUUUGGGUGCAGGAGGAGUGGUGUACGGGACAGGAGGCAAGGAGCGCGUGCCCACAAGCACCCUCUGGAUGGGCAUAUCCGAGCAGGCGAUCUCCACCCAGUCAGCAGCCAGUGCAGCAGCAGCAAUGGCGGCUUUCAGCCUGUCCGAGUCCGAGCUGCAGGGGAUAUUCACAGCGGCGGCGGGGGGUCGGGGGUAUGUGACGCGGGUGAGGAGUGCGCGGUCCAUGAGGGGCCCGUGCCGGUUCAUCGAGUUUGAUCGCGUGGAGGCUGCGGCUACAGCUCUCACGAACAUCGUGAUUUCGGAGAGAUUCGAUUCAGCUGUGCAAGUUGAAUUCAGCAAUUCGGCCCUAUCGCUGCAGCAGGCAGAGCAGCAGCUAGCUGCAGGCAACAUUGCAGCAGCUGCAGCCGCGGCUGCAGCGGCCGCUGCUGCUGCGGCCGCCGCUGUUUCAGGCACCUCUGCUUCGCACUCUGGCGCCGCUGCUGGCAGUAGUGCACCUGCUGCUUCUGCUGGUGGUGGUGGUAACAUUGUUACACAGGAGGGUACUCCUAGGCUCACGGCAAGUGGCAGUGGUAGCAGAUGGGAUAUCAGGGAACCCCCCCACCCGCACAUCCCCUCCUCCUCCGCCUCACUCCCAACCCAUCCCUCCCACCUCGUGGGCCCCAUUCGAGGCAGACUGCCAGGUGUUACGACAGGUGUCGCAACAGGUGUAACAUCAGGUGUAACAUCAGGCGCAGCGGCAACAGGAGCAAUAUCAACGCCCCCUUCCUUUGGAUCCGUAGGGUCGGGGAACAGCGGAAGGGCAGCAGAUGGCUCUACUGCUGGGGCGACUGCAGCAGGGCAAGUAACGGGGUUAGGAGGAGCAAUGGCAACAGCAGCAGCAGUAGCAGCAACAGCAGUAGGGACCGCCUUCCCCUCUCUGCCUCCUCCUCCCCCCUUUCCCCCUCCUCCCCCCGCUGCUCCAUCUGCCGCCGUUCCUCUCCCCCCCACUGCCGCCCCUGUCACUCCUCUCCCCCCCCUCCCUCCCCCAGCAUCUACUGUUCCUCUCACGGAACCAUCAGCCGGUGUGGGGGGGUCAGCAGAGGGAAGGGAGGGGAGAGGGGCUGGGGAACGAGGAGGGAUUGCAGAGGGUGGUGUUGGGGGUCCUCUGUCUUUUUCGGGUAUGGUCAUGGGGGCAGGUAGCGCACAGGAGGGCACAGCAGCACAGGAAGGAGGGGGGACGCAGGAGGAGACAGAUAUGGAUUUUGAUGAUGAUGAAGAUGCAACUAUACGACAUGUCUCCAUGCCACACACUUCUGCCUCCCAACCCCCGGUUUCUGUUUCACUAACCUCCCCUCCUCGCUUUCCUACGACACCACUGCCACCCGCGCCGCCUCCUCCUCCGCCCCCGCCUCCACCACUUGAGCCCCCGGCACUGGAGCCUUCGGCUGUUCUUCCUGUUCCCCCUCCUCCCCAUCCCGCUUCCUCUCCUCUUCCAGCCCCACCUGCUGCAGCUGCUGCUGCCGCUUCUGCUGCUGCUGGUGCUGCUAUUGCCGGUGUUUCUGCUGCUGCGGGUGUUGCGCCUUUGGAUCAGGAGAGAGGGGCUGAGAGGGAGAAGGACGGUGGAGGGGGCGCAGAGGGGAAGAGAGAUGACGGUCAGAGGGAGGGGGGGAAGGAGGAGGAGCAGCAGCAGCAGCAGAUGGUGCUUCAGGAGCUGCAGGCGCAGAGGCAUCAGCAGCAGCACCUGCAGCUGUCGCUGCUGCCGCGCUUUGCUCUGUGCAAGAGCGGGGUGAUGUACUGCCACGUGGCCGCUGCCAGGCAGCAGGUCAGGGGGAGCCGCUACGACGUCUCUCACACUGCAGGGCAACACGAGCCUCUGGGGUGGCCUGAUAAGUUAGAUGUGACCAAGCGGGCAGAUUUCCGGGCAGUUCGGAAUACUUUCAAUGCCUGUCCCAGCUCUCGGAGGGAGGUGUGCAUUCUCUUCCCACUCCCCUCCACGUCCACCGCAUCUCGCUCAGCAGACACCGGAGGCCCUUCCUCUGGGUUCACGCGAAUGGUGGACUAUUUGCGGCAGAAGGAGCGCGCGGGGGUGGUGAAGAUCCCUCCAGCCAAUGGCGUGUGGCCACGUAUGCUCUACGUGCUGCCCUGGUCCCGAGACAUGUGCGAACUGCUGGGGGUUACCACAGAUAGCCCUGACUGCCUCCUCGGGCUCAUACUGCCAGCCGUGCCCCUCCCUGCUCACUGAUCGCGCUUUGGGUGCACCAGAAAAGACGUGGGCUGCUGAUACCUCCACGCACACAUUUUUGUGCUCUGCGUGCUUCCCUCCCUGGUCCCGAGACAUGUGCGAACUGCUGGGGGUUACCGGUACCACUGAGGGUUACCACUGAGAGCGCUGACUGCCUGCUAGGGCUCGUAUAGCCAGCUGUUCCCCUCCCUGCCCACUCAUCUUACCACACUCAACCGCAGUCAAUCGUAGUCAGCUUGUUUCAAGAGGGGCAUGGCAGCUCCGCGGUCAGUCAUCCUGUGGUGGAUGUCGAGCAGGGCCCUAGAUAUCAGCCUUUUUACGCUGAUUCAGGGUUUUUUCAGACUUUUUUUUAGGGUACACACUGAUCACUCAGCCUUUUUUGGAUAAGUAACACUGAAGAAUAAGCCUUUCUUUCGUAA